Messenger RNA from Mya arenaria, 4302 nucleotides. RefSeq names its product serine/threonine-protein kinase PLK4-like. Gene Ontology annotation, biological process: protein phosphorylation. Bases 176 to 3304 code for a protein of 1042 amino acids. The record is from RefSeq and is a predicted model, not a curated record. Gene Ontology annotation, molecular function: protein kinase activity; protein binding; ATP binding. The transcript has 14 exons. NCBI's taxonomy places the organism in Eukaryota, Metazoa, Mollusca, Bivalvia, Myida, Myidae.
UACAUAUUUCAACGAUUCAUGUCGAGGCGCGUACAAGAGAGUUUCAAAAACAUGAAGAUUAUUUUCAACUGAUGGAGGGAUUAAAUAUGUUUUUGUGUAUAUAUUCGUGUGAAUUUUUAUUUGUACGAUUAAAAUAAAUUGGAUUUAAUGAAGACAAUGUAGAAAAAGCCCAAUAAUGAGUGAAAAUAUUGACGAUUACCAGGUAAUGAACCUUCUCGGUAAGGGAGGGUUUGCCUGCGUUUACAAAGCUAAAGCUUACAAAACUGGACUAGAGGUUGCUAUUAAAAUGAUUGAUAAGAAGCUGAUGAAAGCUGCUGGAAUGGUUACCAGGGUGAAGAAAGAGGUUGAGAUUCAUUCCAGGUUGAAGCACCCUUCUAUACUUGAGUUGUACAAUUACUUUGAGGACAACAACUAUGUGUACCUGAUAUUGGAGAUGUGUCACAAUGGCGAACUCAAUAGAUACCUCAAGUCCAACUGCAAGGUUCUAUCAGAGGAUGAAGCGCGUCACUUCAUGAAGCAGAUACUUGAGGGUAUGCUGUACCUGCACUCAUACGGGAUCCUGCACCGUGACCUUACACUUGCUAACCUGCUUCUCACCAAGGACAUGGACGUUAAAAUAGCUGACUUUGGUUUAGCCACAAGGUUGAAUAGGCCAGAGGAGAAACACUUUACCAUGUGUGGAACACCGAACUAUAUCUCUCCGGAGGUUGCCAGUAGAUCAGCCCAUGGUCUGGAGGCAGAUGUCUGGUCAUUGGGCUGUAUGUUCUACACAUUCCUGGUGGGCACCCCACCCUUUGAUACUGACACAGUGAAGCUGACCCUAAACAGGGUGAUCUCGGGAGACUUUGACCUGCCAUCUGACAUGUCCCCAGAGGCCAAGGACCUCAUACAUCAGCUGCUGCAGAAAAACCCUGCAAAGCGCAUUGCUAUACAUGAUGUGCUGAAGCACCCAUUCAUGACCAAGGAAAGCAGCAGAGACUACUCAAAGGAGCACAAGAGAAUGGCAGAGAUGUCCAUAGACAGUGGACGUGGCACCAUGUCUACAGACAUCAUGUCCAGAAUGUCCUCGGCACCACCAAAGCAGCGACCUUUGCCUGCCAUUCACAACAUCCAGAGCAAGAUUUCAGAGGUUAAAGAGAACAGCGUUGAUGGGUAUGGUCAUAUUGGAGGCCAAACCAUGAGGCAUCCCCCCUCUCCGCCUGUCAGACUGCGGGACAGUGAGCGCCAGGCCAAACAGAAUGACAGGGUGUUUCCUGAGAAGUAUUCCGGCACACCUGCCCCGGAGAGAAGUGUUCCAUUCACUGAUAGGACUCCUAAAACUAAUCACUCAGCAGACUUUGUUCACAAGGGUUCAGACACUGGUUACUGUAGUGCUAGCAGACAUUCUCAUAGUGAAACUGAGACUAGAUCACAACGGACAAUGGAUAUGCCUAGGUUAAAUCUAGCUCAGUUUGAUCCUUCGAAAUACCAGAGUCAAAGUAGUUCAACCUCUGGAUGGUCAUGUAGUGCCUCUAUACAUAGUAAUGAUGCCAAGCCCAUAAGUCCCCGGGAACAUUCAGACAUCAGUGGUAAUGAUAUGCACAGGCAUUUACCUAGCUCUAUCAGUGGUGUGUCCAAUGCCUCAUCAUAUGAUGAGUUAAGUUUACAAAAUACAAAGAAAGUUCUCAACUUUGACUCUGAUUCACAGCCAACCAGCUUAUCAGAACAAUUUUCACAUCGAAGUGAAUCAUCAAGUGUGAGACAUACAAAUAUUAGUUCUGAACUGGGACAGCAACAAAAAUACAAUAUUAGUUCUGAACUGGGACAGCAACAAAAAUACACAAGAAGUAAUUCAGUAGAUGAGUUGGAGUUUGAUAGACCAAGGCCAAAGGUUAGUGAAAUGAGGAGUAUAUCUUGCGAUGUCUUAGACAUGGAAGAGCCUUGUAAUACAGAUACCAACACAAACAACAGUGCUAGUUGGAGUGGGAAGCCUGACCCAGUCCUUGCUGGUGUUUCCAGCAAACAGCGGAGUGAGAUGGGACCCCCUAUCUGUUCAAACCGACUCCGACCCAUUCGGCAGAGAACCCGCAAUGCUGUGGUGAACAUUAUGGAGAACGGGGACGUGUGCCUGGAGUUUGUCAAGCAGAAACAUAAGGAGGAGAAAGUGGUCGAAGUCUUUGUCAUCUCCAACAAUGGCAUGCAGGUAAGCAUUUACCAGCCGAACAAUGGUAAGGGUGUGCCUGUAGAGGACCAGCCUGUUGCCCUGCCCAAGGUCCCUCUCAAGUCCUUCACAUACAGCGAGGUGCCGGAGAAAUACUGGAAGAAGUACCAGUAUGCUUCAAGGUUUGUAAAGCUGGUGAGGUCUAAGACUCCCAAGGUGACUCUGUACACCCAGCGCUGCAAGUGUAUGCUGAUGGAGAAUGGGCCAGAGGCAGACUUUGAAGCUGUCUUCUAUGAUGAUAAUCCUGAUAAAAAGUCCAUGACAGAAUCAUGGCCAAGAAAAAGCUGUGAUGAUUCUGAUAUCAUAAAUUGGAGUGCCAAGUUCACAUCGAGCAGUCGGGGUAUGAGGAUCAUAGAGCGUACAGGAACGUCCCUGGUGCUGGAAUCUCCGGACAUGGAGCAGCGACUAACCCAAGAGACCCAGAAACUACUUGAGUAUGUGAAGCAGUGUCGCCAGCAGUGUCAGCAGCUGGAGUCCGUCGUUGCCGCUGUCCAGGAUAGGUGCUCCCUUAAUGAGGAGCUGUUCCCCAUCAUUAUUGGCCGCCGCCCCAAUUCCUCCAACCUGAAUGAUUCUGGCAAAUUCAGUACCGCCAGUAUGGGGACUUGCAGCGAAGACCACAACACUAGUGGAAGGUCAACAGAUAGCAACAGGCCACCAACUAUGACGUCCUUUGAUGGCACUGUUGUGAGUACUGUCACUGAUUGUGCAGAGAAACCAAAAGCAGCUGAAGGCUUCCAUGACAACACAUUAGGGUCCCAUUCGACCAUGAACACAAAUACCUCACCCACUGGCAGUCAUGUACGCAAAUUCACCAGCAAAGACAUUCUUCGUCAGGUCAUGGUCCAAGACAUUGGCUGGGCAUCUCAGCAUGCCAAUGGUGAGAUCUGGGUCAAGUUCUUUGAUGGUACACAACUGGGAGUGAAGUCUACCACAACCACUAUAAAAUAUAUUGACCAGUCGGGUAAGCUGUGUCGCUACCAGAAGACAGACCUGCUACCCGAGGCAGUUAAAUCUCGCCUGGAGAAAGUUCCCCUCAUUCUGGAGCACCUCCUGCAAGACUCCCAGCAGCAACAGGUCUCCAUGAGCAGGCAGGGUCCCAGAUAGAACUAGCAUGGCACGGCCCUCGUUGACAUUCUAGGUCUCUGGCACCACCCAAACAAAACCAAGGUGGCUCUGAGGUUUGAGGUGCAACCCAGAUAAACCUCCCCUGGGCUCCGGUACCGUGUUUAGUUCAGGGACCAAUCAAAUAGAUCAGCAAUCUGUGAUAUGUACAGCACUGUUUUUAUGAACUCUGACAGCUAUUCACUCUGCUUCUAGUGCUGGGAAGUUAUCCUUUGGUGUUCCUCUUGCAUGCUUUGUUCAGUGUUGAAAACUUAUACCUAAAAGGCUUUCCUUUUCAUGGUGUCUAAUUUUGAGAUUAGGAUACCAAGAAGAUGAUGUCUUUAAAACCAACAUUCUUGUGCUUAGAUUGAGUGGAUAUUGUGCUAAGUGAUUCUGUAGAACUCGUAUAAAAUGCUCAUUUAUUUAUUUAUUCAUUUUUCCCCCAUACAGAUUAUAAAUUACCAUUUGAUUUAAAGAAAUAGUAAAUAUUAGCUGUCGAAUGUGUUUAUAGAGUAGAAAGCUUGCAAGUUAUUUAUUAAAAUCCAAAAGUUUGUCAAUGUCAGUAUGUUCAAAGAUAGAAUAACUUAAACUUGAUUUUCUUUGUCUGUGCCUUGAAACUUUCUUCUACUUUGUUGUUGUAAUUUGUAAAUAUGAAGCUGUGUAUAAUUGUGUAUUUAUGUAAACAUUUUUAGUCCCACUGUGGAACUGACAUAUAUGGUGCUUUUAAAUACUUAUUUAUCUAUGACUCAUUUUAAUUAGCAUUAUUGUUAACUACUUAUUAGAGUUGGAUUUUAAACUUUUAUGAAAGUGUUAAUGAAGAUUGUUUGUACACUUAGUGUAUGGAUAUAAAAUUGCAUUAUUUGAAUUUUUUGUGAAGUUAGCAGCUAAUAAAUUGGAAAUAUGCAUUUAGAUUUGCCAUUAGUCAGUCUCCAAAGUUAAAGAGUAUUGAUCUGUAUGUUAUUAAAUGCUAGUCUAUAACUGAGAAAAAUAAAGGAACAAAA